This is a messenger RNA of Nanorana parkeri, 1781 nucleotides long. RefSeq names its product thymus-specific serine protease-like. The transcript is spliced from 12 exons. Gene Ontology annotation, biological process: proteolysis. Gene Ontology annotation, cellular component: endosome; lysosome. The record is from RefSeq and is a predicted model, not a curated record. Gene Ontology annotation, molecular function: serine-type exopeptidase activity; dipeptidyl-peptidase activity. NCBI's taxonomy places the organism in Eukaryota, Metazoa, Chordata, Amphibia, Anura, Dicroglossidae. Bases 56 to 1561 code for a protein of 501 amino acids.
CUCUUGUGAGUAGGAAGUUAGUUGAGCACUUUCUGUCUUUUCUUUCGUCUGUGAAAUGGCCAGACUGUUGCUGUAUCUCGUGCUUGUGUUGCCUUUCCUGAGGGGAUCUGAUGGGGCGUGGAACCAGAGACAGAUUCGUAAGAGGAUUCACCAGCUACGUGAGGUCCAGUACUUCAAAUCUUUCUACACUCGCCUAGGCAUGCCGAGAGGUGUGCCUUAUAAGCCUGCAGAUGAAGGCUACAUCACACAACCUUUGGACCAUUUCAACCGAAGAAACAAUGCCACCUACAAUCAGCGGUACUGGGUCAAUGAAGAGUUCUGGCAGCGUCCAGGUGGACCUGUGUUCCUAUUUAUAGGUGGAGAAAGUGCCGAAUCUGAAUAUUCUGUCUUGGCAGGAGAGCAUGUUGAGCUAGCACAGAAGCAUCGUGCACUCCUGGUGUCCCUUGAACAUCGGUAUUAUGGAGCCAGCAUUAACAAAGAUGGCCUCACCCUGGAAGGGAUCAGAUUUCUGUCUAGUCAGCAGGCACUAGCAGACUUGGCUUCCUUCCACUUGCUCAUCUCCCAGAAGUUCAAUCUGACCCAGAAAAACACCUGGAUCUGUUUUGGAGGCUCCUACCCCGGAUCCUUGUCUGCUUGGUUUAGGCUGAAGUUCCCACAUCUGGUGUACGCAGCUGUGGCCUCUUCUGCCCCCGUCAGAGCGGAGCUCAACUUCAUAGAUUAUAACAAGGUGGUGGCAAACAGCUUGUCAGACCCAGUCAUUGGAGGAUCUGAAAAGUGUCUGGACAAAGUGAAGGAGAGUUUCCGUGUAGUGGAGUCUCUUCUCACGGAGAAAUCUGUUACUCAGCUAGAGAAAGAUUUCUUCUCCUGUGCAGCUCUGCACCCACCCGAAGACUACAUGGAGUUUGUCAGCAACCUGGCCGAUAUAUUCAUGGGCGCUGUCCAGUACAACAAUGAGUCUCCGGGCAGUGACGUCAGGAAAAUCUGUGAGCGUAUGAUCUCAGCAAGCUCUGCCUAUGAAGGACUGAAAGCUGUAAACUCGAUUUACAUGGAAUUCAUGGGGCUAAAGUGUGUGGAAAACUCCCAUAAUAAAAGUUUAUCAGACUUGAAAAAAACAGAGCUGAGCCCAGUUGGGGUUGGGGAGCGGCAGUGGUAUUACCAAACAUGCACGGAGUUUGGAUACUAUCAGACCUGCGAUCAUGCUUCUUGUCCUUUCUCUCCCCGAAUAACCCUUCAGUUCCAGCUGGACAUCUGCAAAGAAGUGUUCCAGAUCCCAACAGAGUCCGUCUUGCAAGCUGUCCAAUUCACCAAUGAAUAUUAUGGGGCCGAUCACCCAAAAUCCAGCCGCAUAAUCUUCGUUAAUGGUGAUGUCGAUCCUUGGCACGCACUCAGUGUGCUGAAGAAUCAGUCUCACUCAGAAAUUGCCAUCUUCAUCAACGGAACAGCCCACUGUGCAAACAUGGGUCCAUCACGUGCCACAGAUCCUCCGUCUUUACAGAAAGCCAGAGAGGAAAUCGGCAUGAAACUUGGAGAGUGGUUAAAAUCUGCUCGCGAGGAGUCUUAGCCCAUCUUAUGACCUAUACUAUUUUAACAAGACAAUGGAGCGCCCAAAGAACAUUUUUGCUUGCACUGGAAAUCGUUCAAAACCAGCACUGACUAGUCAGUCUGCCAUAAAUAUUUUUUUAGAUUUAUAAAGGAUAUUUCCAUCUAGAAGCAAUCAUUCCAUAGAGGUAGGGGGGAGUCGGCUUUAGGCAGAGCAAUAUUGGCUUUUGCCUCUCCAAAAU